GUCAGCGAGCGUGGUCCUGGCGUCAUCUGUCAGCGCGAGAUCUUCGGACGAGCACGUGAAAAACAUGAGAACGUUAAAAAUCUUAACAACAGAUUGAAUCUGUAUUGAACACACAAAGUGACGUAAUUUAACAAAAACAUCGCGAAGAGUACAACCUGAGGAAAGAGGUCGUGCUAAAACUUCAAGACAUCAGCGACUGUUCGUAAAAGAACGAACAAACAAACAAAUAAAUAAAUAAAGGAAAGCGAUGGAGAAUCCCGAAGAGUUACUGCAGCUGCACGAGGAUGAGGAGAUCAUCGAAGUCAUUGAUCUGAGUGACACGGAACACACCGCAGAUGAUCUGGCAGAUGAACUGGAGGAUGUGGAUGUUGCUGAUGCUGAACACAUGAAUGAUGAUGGUGGAUGGGAGACAGAAGAUGAGAUGGAGUCUGAGCAGGAUGAAAGUGAACUUACUUUCUCCAAACACACUGGUUCAGUGUUCUGCGUUGCUUUAGAUCCGGUCAGUAACACUCUGGCUGUGACUGGUGGAGAGGACGACCGGGCUUACGUGUGGACCGUGUGCGAUGGAGACGUGCUGUUUGAAUGCACCGGUCAUAAAGAUUCAGUCACGUGUGCAGCGUUCAGCUGUGACUCGAGCCUGGUGGCGUCCGGUGAUAUGAGCGGUCUCAUUAAAGUCUGGAGAGUGGAGAGCAAGGAAGAGAUCUGGUCUUUUGAAGUCGGAGACCUGGAGUGGUUGGAGUGGCACCCGUGCGCUCCGGUUCUGCUGGCCGGCACGGCCGAUGGAAACAUGUGGAUGUGGAAGAUACCAAGCGGAGAGUGCAAGACCUUUCAAGGGCCCAACUGCCAGGCCACUAGUGGAAAAAUUCUUCCUGACGGAAAGAGAGCAGUUGUGGGAUAUGAGGAUGGAAGUUUACGUCUAUGGGACCUAAAACAAGGCAACACUAUAUAUGUUAUCAAAGGUCAUGAGGGUCACCGGGGGGCUCUGACAUCGAUGGCGUGCAGUAAAGACGGAUCUCUGGUUCUGAGCGGGUCUGUGGACGGCCAUGCCAAACUCAUCAGCACAUCCACAGGAAAGGUUGUGUUCUCGUUUAACAAUGACAUCGGUGAAGCAAAAGAUUUGGGGUCAGAAGAGGAAUGUCACUCUGUGGAAUCUGUGGGCUUUUGUAAUGUUUUGCCUCUGAUCGCUGUUGGCUAUCUGGACGGCACUCUGGCCAUUUUUGAUGUGAACACACAGAGUCUCAGACAUCGCUGUAAGCAUGAGGUUGGGAUAGUUCACCUGCAGUGGGAAGAGUCAUCUGCAGUGGUUUCCACAGGUAAUCUGGCUGGUGUUGUCACUCUCUGGGACGCUCGAUCUGGAGUCAUGAUGUCAGAGUAUCGUGGCCACUCUGCCGAGAUCCUUGACUUUGUGCUCAACAGAGAGGCGUCAGCAGUUGUGACUGCGGGAGGAGACCAUAAAGCCAAAGUUUUUUGUCUGCAGAGACCGGACCGUUAGAGCUGAACCACUUCCAGCUAUAAAGCACAGAAUCAAGACUUUAUAGUCUGACAGCUGGACUGUUUGUCCUCUCUUGUUUAAAGUGACACACACACACGGAUGUGGCAUGGAGUUGUAAAGAAACAAGGUGUUUCGUCAGUCUGCGCAAGCGUUACAGUGAAUGUGCCGUUAGAUUUCAGUUUCAUUACAGACUCUUCAACUGACCGGCCAGAUCAUCUGGGUUGUUUAAAUAGUUGUUUGCAUUUUGAAUCUGUGAUGUCAUGACUCUGUUUGCUGGUGGAGAAACAAGAAAUAAACCAGGUUUAAUUC
Messenger RNA from Triplophysa rosa, 1801 nucleotides. RefSeq names its product angio-associated, migratory cell protein (gene aamp). Gene Ontology annotation, cellular component: cytosol. The transcript is spliced from 11 exons. Gene Ontology annotation, molecular function: protein binding. Lineage: Eukaryota; Metazoa; Chordata; Actinopteri; Cypriniformes; Nemacheilidae. The record is from RefSeq and is a predicted model, not a curated record. Bases 248 to 1492 code for a protein of 414 amino acids.